CAAGACACCCAUUUAUCCCAAACGGGUGUUUUCAAUUUAUGUGCUUGAAGUUCUUAUAUUGAUUUCUCUCAUUGAAAAAAGACGUAGCCUAUAUGGCUAGUAGAAUACGACUAUUCUGCGCUAAGUAACUAAGUAACUCUCUAGCUUGUUGGCAACGGACGUCAAGGUGACACAGUGUACACAGACACAGGAACGAGAACAAUUCUACGCCAAAUUAGGGCUCGAAGACCUGAAAAUUAAAGGAGUGACUGUUGAAUGGAAAAUUAUUUGGUGAGUGCUGACUGCUAGGCUACUACCUAAAGAUGCCAGAAGGAGGAAAAUCAGAUAUGGAGAGGAUUGGAGUAUUUAAGGAAAUGGGUUACAUCUCUGUCGGGGACAAGUACACCCCGUUUAUUUACCGUCCCUUUAAUGAGCCUGCCCAGAAGGGUAAACAGUUACUCACUGGUGGGGUCCCCAAGAAGAAGUCAGGGUUACAAGUGGGUUACUUUGACACUCACUUCAAACGGAUCUUUGAGAGGGAAGCCUUUACAGACCCUGUGAGACUUGCCCGGCAAUACAGGAUCCAACAGUCCAAGAAGAACAUAGGGAGUGCCUUCCUCCCCAGCAAUGGCGAGAAAAAACCGUCAGGGGUUGGCAGCUACUACGGAACUCUGAGUGGUCCCAUGCAGGCCAUGAGUCCCAUGAAGGUCCAGAGGAAACCGUACAAACCACCAGGCAAGAACAUCCUCACCAGCCCACCCAAGAGGGGGAGUGGAUACAGCUAUCCGAAUGUCACCCUGUCCAAAUUGAGCACUUAUUCCUCUGACCCCUAUGACAGAGCCAAAGAGAUUUCCAAGCAAGAAACUGCAAGACAUAGAGCUUUGCUGAAGGCGGGUGCUUUCCGCUUGAACCUUCAGCCAAAGGAAUUUUUCGACAACAAUCCAUAUAGACUGGACAAGCCUCUGCCACCUCUGAAGAGUUUGGAGGAGAAGAAAAGAUUUGUGGUUCCCUUCAAACCAAGUUCACCAAACAAAAGGAUCGGAGGCAUGAAAGCAGGUACUUUUGAUAAUUACCCCUCUCACUCUGCUGACCCUUAUGGCACCCGGAGACCCACAGCUGUGACUGUGAAUAAGGAGGGCAAAGUGUUCCACCCACCGCCUGGACCAAAGAGCACCCCUGUGAAGAGCAUCAUCAGUGUUAAUGUGAACCGGGCGGUGCACUCUGCAAAUUACACCACGCACGUGCCACCUGUGAUGGCGUACUAAUGUAGAAGCGCAAAUUUUUUUUCUUCAAGUAAGUUGUUUGAAUGUCAAUAAAAUAUAUCUUUCACAUUUCCGUUGCCGUUUUGUCACUAACAAACAAUGCUGUUCUGUUGAG
Messenger RNA from Esox lucius (northern pike), 1356 nucleotides. RefSeq names its product chromosome 4 C4orf47 homolog (gene cfap96). Gene Ontology annotation, cellular component: centrosome. NCBI's taxonomy places the organism in Eukaryota, Metazoa, Chordata, Actinopteri, Esociformes, Esocidae. Bases 303 to 1244 code for a protein of 313 amino acids. The transcript is spliced from 8 exons. The record is from RefSeq and is a predicted model, not a curated record.